Messenger RNA from Mesorhabditis belari, 828 nucleotides. NCBI's taxonomy places the organism in Eukaryota, Metazoa, Nematoda, Chromadorea, Rhabditida, Rhabditidae. The record is from the annotation of a GenBank genome assembly.
AUGACUUCGUGGGUUGGUUGGGCGUCGUCGGUCGGCUCGGGCUUAGCCAUCAUGACAUGUCUCUUCUAUUUGCCCUUCAUCAUGAAUCAAAUCGAGGAAAUCCGCUCGACGGUUUCCGUCCGAAUGGAUCAUUUCCGCAUUGGGGAGCAACAAGUCUGGGGAAGUCUCAAGGCUGCUCGUGUCGGCAUUGUUCGUCCUCGUAAAGCCCGUUCGUACAGCAAUCAGCAAUGCACUUGCGACUCGUACGACCGCUGCCCGGCUGGACCUGCCGGAGAGCCUGGAACCCCCGGAGAGAACGGAUAUCCAGGUUCACCUGGACCCCGCGGACAGCCAGGAGUCGAAGGAAUUACUCCCGCUGAACAUCAACACGAGGAGGGAUGCAAGAGAUGUCCCGGAGGUCCACAAGGAGAACCCGGACGCCCAGGACCCCCAGGACCACCUGGAGACAGUGGAGAGCCCGGACGAGAUGGAGAAAGAAGCUCAGGAGGACCACCUGGAGAAGACGGUCGACCUGGAUCAGACGGAGCCCCCGGACAACCAGGAGAGGACGGCAGACCUGGAGCCCCUGGAGAGAACGGAAGCCGAGGAGUGCCUGGACCCAACGGACCACCCGGAAAUGAUGGACGCCCAGGAAGCCGCGGUUAUCCAGGAGACAAUGGGGCAGCAGGAUCUCCCGGCCAACCCGGACAAAAUGGAGGACCCGGAAAGAAUGGAGGACCUGGAUCUCCCGGAGGCCGUGGACACGAUGGACAACCCGGUAGACCUGGAGAAACCGGACGGGAUGCCAACUACUGCCCUUGCCCAAGAAGAUUCGCUCAGAAAAAGCUC